Molecule: messenger RNA, 835 nt
Organism: Theobroma cacao (cacao)
Lineage: Eukaryota; Viridiplantae; Streptophyta; Magnoliopsida; Malvales; Malvaceae
Source: RefSeq, a predicted model, not a curated record
UUAUUUUUCUCAACAAAAGAAAAAGGGAAAAGGAGAAAGAAAAAGAAAAAUCUGUCUUGACUCUUGAAUAGGAGAAAUUUGUUGUAGGCCAAUUCCCAAAGCUACAAUCGGGCCCCGAUCAAUCGAAGAAAACCCACCCACCCACCGGAUCAAACUGCAGUUACUGGUUCAGUGCUUCUCAGGCUCAUCGCCCCGCCGCAUAGAAACUCGAAAAACCCUGGCUUCAGGGCUUAUCAGAAAGAUCCUCCCUCUAAAUUUUCCGGUCUCAUCUCUUUCAGCAAGUCAAAUGGUCAAGGAAGCGCAAUCUUUGCGCCCAUGGUUCCUGGAUUUGGUACCCUUGUUGGUGGUUCUCUUGAUAGCUGCUCAUGUCUUCGCUUUGGUUUACUGGAUUUUCAGACUAGCUACCGACAAACAGCCCCAAAGAAGAAAGGCGCACUAAGCUAUACAUUACAUUGGAAAAUUGGAGAGUACUAGGAGGUUCUUAAUGCUGGAUUCGAUUCUAUGUAGAGACAGAUUUAUAAAAGAUUAUAAGAAGUUUUGUGAACCCAUCAUGUAACUCAUGCUUUAUUGAACAUCAGAUUUGUUGCGUGGUCCAUGUUUGUACAUUGUUGUUCUAGAGGUUCUGGACUUUUGCCUUUCUGCUGACCAGUUGAAUUGGAUUAUCUUUGUUACUAUGUAAGAUAUCGGUGACUAUGUGGUCACUGUUGUUCAUGUUCUUUCCGUUAGCCAGGGGACAUGAUUGUUGAAUUUCUGACCUUUCUUAUUUGGGAAAAGUAUUUUCAACAACAUGAUUACAUAAAUCAUAUUGGGGGUUUUCUGUUCCGAUUGCACUUUA